Messenger RNA from Peromyscus eremicus (cactus mouse), 6554 nucleotides. It is a transcript of the gene Adamts2, whose product is annotated as ADAM metallopeptidase with thrombospondin type 1 motif 2. Bases 1 to 3648 code for a protein of 1215 amino acids. Gene Ontology annotation, biological process: proteolysis; extracellular matrix organization. The record is from RefSeq and is a predicted model, not a curated record. NCBI's taxonomy places the organism in Eukaryota, Metazoa, Chordata, Mammalia, Rodentia, Cricetidae. Gene Ontology annotation, molecular function: metalloendopeptidase activity; zinc ion binding. The transcript is spliced from 22 exons.
AUGGAUCCGCCGGCGGGAGCCGCUCGCCGCCUGCUCUGCCCCGCUCUGCUGCUGCUGCUGCUGCUGCCGCCGCCACCGCCACUCCUGCUGCUGCCGCCGCCACCCGCGAGCGCCCGGCUCGCCGCCGCUACCGAGCCCCCAGGCGGGCCCCCGGGGCACGGAGCCGAGCGCAUCCUGGCGGUGCCGGUGCGCACUGACGCCCAGGGCCGCUUGGUGUCCCACGUGGUGUCUUCGGAGACCGCCCGGGCGGGGGUACGAGCCCGCAGAGCCGCCCCGGUCCAGACCUCAGGCUUGCCCGCAGGCGACGUGCAGGACCCUAGAGGCCGCCUCUUCUACAACCUCACGGUCUUUGGCCGAGACCUGCACCUGCGGCUGCGGCCCAACGCUCGCCUCGUGGCUCCGGGGGCCACCGUGGAGUGGCAGGGUGAGACGGGUGACACCCGGGUGGAGCCCCUGCUUGGGACCUGUCUCUACGUUGGAGACGUGGCUGGCUUAGCUAAAGCCUCCUCGGUGGCGCUCAGUAACUGUGAUGGGCUGGCGGGUCUGAUCCGGAUGGAGGAGGAGGAAUUCUUUAUUGAGCCCCUGGAGAGGGGGCAGACGGAUCAGGAGGCUGAGCACGGCCGAGUGCACGUGGUGUAUCGCCGUCCACCCACUCCCAAACCCCCUCCUCUGGCGGGACCCCAGGUUCUGGACACAGGAGCCUCCCGGGCCAGCCUGGAAAGCCUCAGCAGAGCCCUGGGCGUCCUGGAGGAGCGCAUCAACAGCUCACGGCGGAGGGUGCGCAGGCAUGCCACCGACGAUGACUACAACAUCGAGGUCCUGCUGGGCGUGGAUGACUCAGUGGUCCAGUUCCAUGGGAAGGAGCAUGUGCAGAAGUACCUGCUGACACUCAUGAACAUUGUCAAUGAAAUCUACCAUGACGAGUCAUUGGGGGCCCACAUCAAUGUUGUGCUGGUGAGGAUUAUCCUGCUGAGCCAUGCCAAGUCCAUGAGCCUCAUUGAGAUUGGGAACCCCUCUCAGAGUCUGGAGAACGUCUGUCGCUGGGCCUACCUCCAGCAGAAGCCGGACACAGACCACGAUGAGUACCACGACCAUGCCAUCUUCCUUACACGGCAGGACUUCGGGCCCUCCGGCAUGCAAGGCUAUGCUCCUGUCACUGGGAUGUGCCACCCUGUCCGCAGCUGCACCCUGAACCAUGAAGAUGGCUUCUCCUCGGCAUUUGUGGUGGCUCAUGAGACCGGCCAUGUGCUGGGCAUGGAGCAUGAUGGGCAGGGUAACCGUUGCGGCGACGAGGUGCGGCUGGGCAGCAUCAUGGCACCCUUGGUACAAGCUGCCUUCCAUAGAUUCCACUGGUCCCGCUGCAGCCAGCAGGAGCUCGGCCGCUACCUGCAUUCCUAUGACUGCCUGCGUGACGAUCCCUUCGCCCACGACUGGCCCGCAUUGCCUCAGCUCCCAGGGCUGCACUAUUCCAUGAACGAGCAGUGCCGCUUCGACUUUGGCCUGGGCUACAUGAUGUGCACUGCGUUCCGGACCUUUGACCCCUGCAAACAGCUAUGGUGCAGCCACCCUGACAACCCUUACUUUUGUAAGACAAAGAAGGGCCCCCCACUGGACGGGACUAUGUGCGCACCUGGCAAGCAUUGCUUUAAAGGUCACUGCAUCUGGCUGACACCGGAUAUCCUCAAACGAGAUGGCAACUGGGGCGCCUGGACUCCGUUCGGCUCCUGCUCACGCACCUGCGGCACGGGCGUCAAGUUCAGGACCCGCCAGUGUGACAACCCACACCCAGCCAACGGGGGCCGCACCUGCUCCGGCCUGGCCUACGACUUCCAGCUCUGCAAUCCCCAGGACUGCCCCAACUCCCUGGCUGACUUCCGGGAGGAGCAGUGCCGUCAGUGGGACCUGUACUUUGAGCACGGCGAUGGCCAGCACCACUGGCUGCCCCAUGAACACCGGGAUGCCAAGGAGAGAUGCCACCUCUACUGCGAGUCCAAGGAGACAGGGGAGGUGGUGUCCAUGAAGCGCAUGGUGCACGAUGGGACACGCUGCUCCUACAAGGACGCCUUCAGCCUCUGUGUGCGUGGGGACUGCAGGAAAGUGGGCUGUGAUGGGGUGAUCGGUUCCCGCAAGCAAGAGGACAAGUGUGGAGUGUGUGGAGGCGACAACACCCACUGUAAAGUGGUGAAGGGCACGUUCACGAGGUCACCCAGGAAGCAAGAGUACGUCAAGAUGUUUGAGAUCCCCGCUGGAGCCAGACACCUGCUCAUCCAGGAGGCCGACACCACCAGCCACCAUCUGUCCGUCAAGAACCUGGAGACAGGAAAGUUCAUCUUAAAUGAGGAGAACCACCUGGACCCCAAUUCUCGAUCCUUCAUUGCCAUGGGUGUGGAGUGGGAAUACAGGAAUGAGGAUGAGAGGGAGACACUGCAGACCAUGGGCCCACUCCACGGAACCAUCACUGUACUGGUUAUCCCCGAAGGAGACAGUCGGAUCUCACUGACAUACAAAUACAUGAUCCACGAGGACUCGCUCAACGUCGACGACAACAAUGUCCUGGAAGACGACUCUCUGCGCCACGAGUGGGCCCUGAAAAAGUGGUCUCCCUGCUCCAAGCCCUGCGGAGGAGGGUCCCAGUUCACUAAGUACGGCUGCCGCCGGAGGCUGGACAGCAAGAUGGUACAUCGAGCCUUCUGCAGCACCCUGGCCAAGCCCAAAGCCAUCCGCCGAGCUUGCAACCCUCAAGAAUGCUCCCAGCCUGUGUGGGUCACCGGUGAAUGGGAGCCUUGUAGUCAGAGCUGUGGGCGAACCGGCAUGCAAGUGCGCUCCGUACGCUGCAUUCAGCCCCUGCACAACAACACCACUCGCUCCGUGCACACCAAACACUGCAAUGACCACCGUCCUGAGAGCCGCAGGGCCUGCAACCGUGAGCUCUGCCCUGGGCGGUGGCGGGCUGGGUCCUGGUCCCAGUGUUCGGUAACCUGUGGCAAUGGCACCCAGGAACGGCCAGUACUCUGCCGCACCGCCGAUGAUAAUUUUGGUGUCUGCCGGGAGGAGCGGCCUGAGACAGCAAGGAUCUGCAGGCUUGCACCCUGUCCCCGAAACAUCUCGGAUCCCUCCAAGAAGAGUUACGUGGUUCAGUGGCUGUCCCGGCCUGACCCUGACUCACCCAUCCAGAAGAUCUCGUCAAAGGGCCAGUGCCAAGGCGACAAGUCAAUGUUCUGUAGGAUGGAAGUCUUGUCUCGCUAUUGCUCCAUCCCCAGCUACAACAAGCUCUGCUGCAAGUCCUGCAAUCCACCCCACAACCUCAGCAGCACGCAGGACGCAGGUGGGGAACCUCCACCCGGGAAGCACAAUGACAUCGAGGUGUUCAUGCCCACACUCCCGGGGCCCACUGUCGCUACGCAGGCGCAGCCCUCACCAGGGCCUCCCUUGGAGGUCCCCCUCAAUGCCUCCAGCAUCAAUGCCACUGAGGAUCACCCAGAAACCAAUGCUGUGGAUGUUCCCUACAAGAUCCAUGGUGUGGACGAAGAGGUCCAGUCUCCCAACCUGAUCCCACGACGACCGAGCCCAUAUGUGAAGACGAGGAACCAAAGGAUCCAGGAGCUCAUUAAUGCAGUGCAGAAAAAAGAGAAGGCCGGAAGGUUCUAAUAAAAUGGAAAGAUUCGCAUCAACAGCUUUUUCCCCUUGCUUAUAGAUAUGUUCCAUGGGAUGGCAAAUCCUGUGCUGUGGGAGACAAAGCCCAAAUUCCUGCUUCCAGAAAGGUUUGGAAAAUAGCACAAAAGAAUAUAUAUGGGGGGGGGGGGAUGUGACAAUCAGCCUAACAUGUAUUUUCCAGGCUAGGAAUGACCUAAAUCUUGUGGUGGUCUUAGGCCUAGAGUGGAAAAGUUCCCUAGUUUCUAUCAAUGCUGGGAUGUCAAGAGGGAUGACUCCCAGAGAGAAAAACUUACUAAGCAGUGGUUGACAACCUUCAUUUCCUUGGUGAUGAGCAGUCCUCAGACCAAGGUAUGAGACCACUGGGGACUUUUAAGUGACAUGAUGUUUUACCUAAGAGAUUGUCAGGUCGAGUACGUUUGAGUGGAGGUCAUGACUCGAAAUGACCUCAGAGGCCAGGCAGAUGAUUGGAUAAGUGUGGUAGCUAGUAGAAAGAGGACUUAACCAACCAGAGAGCAGCACCCGUCUAGGGCUGUUGGCAGGCUCCAGCUAUAGCUGCCAGUGUGACAUGUGUCCCUCCCCUACAAGCCUGGCCUUGCUGUCUUUUGCACAGGCAGAUAUCUGGGUUUCCUGUACUCAAAAUUUUUGAAGUCGUAGGGGUGGGAGUAGGAGAUGACCUGGGAGUUUUAGGUUGAGAUCCACCAGGCUGUAAUCUCUGGUCUCUGUUUUAAUUAUUAACUAGUUGUCUGGUGCGGUUUCAGCAUCUGGUGCUCAUGGUGUGCAGUGUUUUGAUCUCAGCUGAGCAUGGGUUGUGCACCCAUCUAGUUCUUUCCAGAAAAAUGAUGAGACUCCUAUAAUGGGGGAUCUGAGUUCCAAAAUAGGAGCCAUUGGGUCAAAGGCAGCAAGGACUUAUCACUCUCCUUUCCACUCACGUUGGCCUUGCUUGCUGCCUCCCAGGUUCUGGUGGAAAAGCCCUAGUAUUCUUCUCUGGCCAGCCUGAGCCAAGGCCCCAGAAAGGAAGGAUGUACUCUGCAUGCGCUCUCCCGGGAUGACCCUGCAUGUGGCCCAAGACCCAAGAUUCUCCCUUUCCUGGGAUCCCAGUAUUGCCACCUGGGUGGUGAGGUGCCAGGCUCUGGGGCCUCAGGUUCAGAGGAUGGGUUUUGUCUAUAGUCUGACCUUGCCCUUGCCCAUUUCCAACCUUUAGAAGGACUAGAACCUGACAACAUGGCCUGCAAUAAGAAGUAUCAGGUGGGGGUGGAAGCCCCACUUUAUCUUUUUUCUUUAGAAGCUUAGAUAGCCUUUGUGGUAGAAUGACAUUUGGUGAGCCGGAUGUGAAUGGGGGAAAAUGAAAGGCAGUAGGUGAAUGAUAGGAGGGUGGUGAGCUUUGGCUCUUAUACACUGGCAUUUUGUGAGCAUGCCACUCCAAUACCCCAUAUGGUAAGAGCCAAGGGUACAUUAGCUCCCUAGCUGGGCCUAGCCUAACCAUAAUUCUGAGACUUCUCAUGUGUAGGAAAGUUCUAGAAGCUGUGUUCUCGCCCAUCGUAGAUCUUAGAUUAUUCUUUCUUAUUGAUACCCCCCAGCCCUGCCAAUCAGAGUUAAGAAUACUGAGACUUGAAUCGAUGCCAUUGUGGCUAACCCUCCAUUGAGUUUCGAGGUGCUCAGUAUGCUUGCGUAAAUCUGGUGUGUGUGUGUGUGUGUGUGUGUGUGUGUGUGUGUGUGUGUGUGUGUGUGUGGCGGGGGAGUUGUCUAUGUGGAUGGUCUGGGAAAGAAGUCAGAGCAUAGAGACCAGCUGGACUAAUGUUUAAGAUAGUGCUUAACUUUCCUCCCAGAAGGUGGUCAGACACCCCACACACAUGCAUUCCUUGCCCCCACAUCCCACACAUACUCCUACACUGCCCCAGCUCCCAAAAAACCAAAUUGGAAAAAGUCCUUUGACUCUCUCUCCUAGUGUGGUUGAGAACAGUUCUGCUUCCCUGCCUCCUUGUAAGCAGGGAAGGAAUCCCAUGGCUAGCCCUCAUUUAUUGAAUCCAGGUCAGCUGGGUUUACUCACAGGCUGAAGAACUGAGUAUCUCCUGUCUUUGGUAGAAUGAGAAGGAACAUUCUAGACUAAUAUUAGCCAGAAUAUGACUGAGUUACCCAUUCUAAUGAUUGUGAUAUAGUAACACUCCAUUGUCCGAUCCCAGUACAGCAGAGCUUCAUAGAAGCCCCAUGUGGGACAGCCCCAGCAAGACAGAUGCCCUGAGGGGAGAUGAGGUCCCACAUGACAUCCUUGGUGUCUUGGGCCGUGGGCCUCCAGGCCUCUCUGGAGCUAGUGGUACUCAUACACCUCUGCCCAAGGAUCAAACCUUGUCCACUGGGCUCAGAGAAGCUGCGAAUUCCUGAGCACGGGACUAUUUGGAGAAUGGACUUAGAAAUCACCCUGAGUUUUCAAACCAGCUCUUAUUUCUGAGGCAUUCUUGUAGUCCUAGAGGCAGGUUAGGUGUCCUCUAGAAGUUUCCAGCACCAUGUUGUCACCCAGACUAUCCUACAUCACACAGAAAAAACUUCUGAGGCACCUGGGAGUCAUUUUUUAUUCUUAGGAAGAAUCAGGCCACAUUUGAAGAAAGCCCUUAGAAAACUCCAUGGAAUCCCGUAUAUAAGCCUCACAUUUGUAUUUUGAGAGUUGUCUUUUUGGGUCUGUUUUAAGUAUAUAAAUGGUGCUCAAUAGCAAUGUCUUUGUCCGAGGUAACAUUCUGACUCUACUCCUGUGUGACAGGCAGCCGCCGAAUGGAGCCAAACAUGGUGCUCAACUUAAAUCACAAAGUUUUAUCUGACAACAGCCAUUGAUGCGUCUUUGUUUUGUAUAGUAAAACUUGACUCCUUACUUUCAUAACUUAUUAAAGUGUCUGUGGUUUUGCAAAUCA